AUGACUUUUCUGCAAUACUACAUCGACCCUGCUUCAAACCCUCGUUUCAGGUUGAAAAAAGAAGUGGAGCAUUACCUCGAGACGGGCAUGCUAAAAAGACCAGAAAAUACCCCUUUGAGCAGCAGUAAAAGCCAGAAGGGGAAGGCAUCAGCGUCAUCGGAUACAGAGAGAUCCGAUGGAUGGAGCUUUGAUCAGGUAAAUGUGCCUGAUGAGAUUAGAUGGUCACUAACCGAUGCAACCAAUGACAAGUGGUGUGCGAUUAGUGGCAACGAAAUUGUACCGCAAUCAACAACCCUUGUUUGGCAAGCUUAUUAUUUCCUUGCUGCUAACCAAUAG
Molecule: messenger RNA, 336 nt
Organism: Impatiens glandulifera
Lineage: Eukaryota; Viridiplantae; Streptophyta; Magnoliopsida; Ericales; Balsaminaceae
Product: methyl-CpG-binding domain-containing protein 6-like
Exons: 2
Coding region: 1-336 (111 amino acids)
Source: RefSeq, a predicted model, not a curated record